This is a messenger RNA of Actinia tenebrosa (Australian red waratah sea anemone), 1423 nucleotides long. Its product is annotated as tachykinin-like peptides receptor 86C. The record is from RefSeq and is a predicted model, not a curated record. NCBI's taxonomy places the organism in Eukaryota, Metazoa, Cnidaria, Anthozoa, Actiniaria, Actiniidae. Gene Ontology annotation, cellular component: membrane. Gene Ontology annotation, biological process: G protein-coupled receptor signaling pathway. Gene Ontology annotation, molecular function: neuropeptide Y receptor activity.
GUAUACACCAACCAUAGCGUUUGCAAAACUUGUACUUCAUAGCGUCACUUAGUUUAAAAGAAAAGGCUACAUCCCUAGUUUAGAAAUCUACUAACUGAUAAAGAUAAAAGAGGCAUUGGUUCCUUUAGACUGAUCUUUAGUAUUUUGUAUCUCAGCAAAUACGGAAGGUAUGGACAAAAAAGGUUUUCCAUGACUUGUUGUGGCUUCAGGAUCGUUAUAUUAAGGAUGUUUCCAGACGAUGAACUGCAGCUCUACGCGAAAGAACUGGCCAACAGGAGCUUAGGAACAGUAGUGUUAGAGUCGCUUGUAUGUGGUUUUCUUAUCUUGGUAGCUUUCUUUGGUAAUAUGAUAGUGUUGUGGAUAAUCUACAGAUAUCGAAAUCUUCGAACAAUCCCCAAUCUUUUCGUUUUUUCAUUGGCGUUGUCUGACGUCAUUAUGUCGGGUUUUUGCGCACCUAUGUGUCUGGCUGCCUUAAUCAAAGGUGAGAAUAUCUUUGGGGAUGUGCUCUGUACAAUACAAGGUUUUCUCAUCUCAAUCCUUGCAAGGGUGUCUCUUCAAACGAUGGCACUCGUAGCUGUCAAUCGGUUUUUCCUUAUCGUGAAGCCAAGUCUCUACCGCAAGAUCUAUAAGCCGUGCUACACUAAAGCCAUGAUAAUGGGUGCAUGGAUUCUUUCAGGGACCGAACCGCUUCCAUACCUGACGAUGGGAAAACAGUACUAUUUCAACCCUGCAAAGGUGUUCUGUUUCCCUGAUACUAGACUCCCAUAUGUGCUUAUAGUAGGAUACAUUUAUGUAGGCCUUCCCAUGCCGGUCCUGGCAUGGUGUUACUUCAAAGUCUUCCAUUCCCUACGCCAACACACAAGACGUUUGCACCAAAGUCAAUCAAGUAGCUUUCAGUCAAACGCUCAGAAAAGGGGGCCUUCAGUUGAGGAGAUCAACGUCACAUGGACCUUAUUUCUUACGGUAUGCGCCUUGAUCUUUUGUUGGAUACCAAUAAGCGUGGUAGACCUUGUGGACUUUGCCCGUGGUACCUUGGCAUCGCUUCCAAGACCGGUCUACAUGAUGUACUUAUUCUUGGGGCAGUUAUCUACUGCGGUGAAUCCUAUGAUCUAUGGUGUCAUGAACAAGUCCUUUCGUGGGGCGUACAGAAAAAUACUUUGCAGAAGAAGUAACGUUAUUGAGGCGGUUAAGGUGACCGGUGCAGGUAGCACCCAAGCUCCAUGUUAAACGAUGGGAAACCAUUGCAAGCAAGGCAGGAAGCAUAUUUUAAAAAUGCAAAGCAUAAAAAUUACCAAUAAAUUGUUAACUUUCAAUUUCAUCAAACCCCGAAACAACUUCUGAGAUGAUCAAAUUAAAAUCAUAGUAAUAACUCAAACCCACUUCACAAGAAACAAACAGAAGAAACAGACUGAAUAAAACUGCU